UGUUGCCGUAAUGGAGCUCAGCAGGGGAGAGGUGCCACUUUAUGGUCAGGUGGAGGUCUUUGUGAAGCUGCAGGUGUCACCGUGUGUUCAGGAAGAAGCUGACUACUAUGUGCUUCUUGUAGGCUCAUCCCUUCACCAUGUCACUACAGCUCACAGGACCGCGGAUCAAGGUUCAGUUAGAUUCACUGUGCCCGGCCACGAUGUUCCAGAGAAAGUAUCUGUCGAGAUCUACUGCUGUUUGAGGGGCAGCAGAAGCCCCAUCAGCCCCUUCUGCAAUUCAGGACAGCUCUCUCUGGAGUAUAUCUGGGAUGAGGCACAAGAGGUGGCAGAGCAGCUGAUGAACUUGACAUCCAGCAGCUAUCAGGAUAUCCUACGGAAGUUCUGCCCAGAGAAAAUGCUUUCAUCUGAGACUAACCAUUUAGACCAGACUGGCCAGCAUGGGACAGAUGGGAUUUGUGAUCCAAAGGAAUUAUUUCGUUUGGACUGCCUAGCAGAUCGAGGGCUCAGUGUUUGUGAACAGGGGAAUUUGAGUCAGGGAGAAGCCUCAGGAACAUCAGAGUUUAAUCCAGAGCACAGAUGCACAGUGGGACAACAGAGUGCAGUUGAUGAACAAAUCACACAGGCCCUGGCUAAUAUCCACUUUCUGGGAUGGGACGGCCAAGCUGGACAGAAGCAAGAUCUCCUUUCCAGGAAAAUGCCUGUACAUGUGGCUAUCAUUUUGGGGUUCCCCCACCUCAGUCACUUCCUCCUCCAUGAGUCUGAAGGUCAGAGGAUGAUUCCCAUCAUCAACAAGGAAGGACAAAGUCCUCUGACACUGGCUCAGAAGCACAGAGACCCACUCAUCAGCGCUCUAACAGUUCCCUCAAGUAGCAGUGUGUGGAGGCCAGUGUGGAUGUGUCAGAUAUGGACUGACGGCUCUCAUCAGCUCCGUAUCUGCCCUGUCACCGAAUCUGUUUGUCUGACUGUGAGGAACGGAACAUGGAUAGAUGCAGCGCACAGCAUCGAGCUGUACAGAGAGAAGGGCAGAGCUUCGGAUACACUUGCAAGGGUGGAACAUGUGGAGCGACUGAGUGAGGGAAGCGUACGCAGAUCUGAUGAAUGUGACACAGAUCUGAAUAGCCCACUGAGAAUGGAGGAUGAAACCCUGGUGGAUAGUGUCUUUGAAGAACAGCUUGUUCUCUGUCUGGAUGAAGAGGAAGAAGAUCUAAACACGUUUAACUCAGAGAAGCUGUGUUCCUCUCCUGACUCCUGCACUCCAUUUCACCUCAGUUCUUCAGACACUGCUGCUGUCAUGCUCAGAGACUCCGCUAAGGACAAUGACCUCAACAUGAAGUACGCUGUUACAAGUGUCACAGAGGACAGUUCUGGGACAGAUAGCGGUGUGUGGCGAAUGUCAGAUAUGGGGGUCUUGUCACCAGGGACUAUAGAUAUGCCUCCAGCUAUUAAAGAUGAUGAAGGUCAGAGAGGAUGGCAGCAUGCUUCCUGUUCUUUCUCUCCCACCUCUCCAGCGGGACCGAUGCUGGAUAGACUCAUACGUGCCACACGACCUGCUGAACUGACAUAUAACAGCUCAAGCUCACCUACAGAGCCAUGUGACCUAAGCCCGAGUCUGGUGGCCUUGGAAAUGGACAGCGAGGAGGAUGAUGAUGAUGAUGAUGACAUUUUAAUGAAGAAGCCCCUCCCCCAGCCACAGCCUGAGCUCAAAAACAGCGUAGAUGAUCGGGUUAUAUCUGGCCCCGCCCCCGAUCUUACCUGCACGCGUUCACACUCCGCCUCCUCACCCUGCAACCCCACCCCUGCAAAGGAUAUUGAGCAGGGCAUCCGUCUCCGUUCGUAUUCCUUCACAUCCCCCAAAAUCAGCCUGCUGCCUCCACGGUUAAGCAGGGAUGCCCAACCUCCACCUACCGACCUCAACCAGGAACAUCGUGCCUGCAGCACAUCAGAGCAGCCUCGAGAGAAAAGGGAGUUAAGGUUUCGUAGGCGUGCUCAGUCGGCUGACGACGAGACCAGUGCAGAGCUGGCCAACUCCCUCCAACACCUCACGCUCUCUGAAUUCCUCAAAGAGAUUGAGGAAGAGGAAUGGGACAAAUACAUCGUCCCUUCCAAAACAGAGUCAGAAAAAUGCAAAGUCAGUCGCACGUUCAGCUUUAUAAAGAGCCGAAUGUAUAGCACUCGCAACAAGAACAAGGGGAGAGGAAAAGAGAGAGAGACCAAAGACAAACAGGUCAAUGGACAUCAGUUCACAGCUGGAUCUGUCCUGGGGUCGACACUUUGUGAGAUCUGCGGCAAGCCAGCUCCUGGGAAAGAGGUCCUCCACUGCACAUACUGUGCAGUUAGCAUCCAUAAGGGCUGUAAGGACUCAUCUGCACCAUGCCUGAAGAAACCUCAAGACAAAUCUUCUGUAAUGACAGUAAAAAGCAGGACAGCCUCCCUCCCUCAGAAUUUUAUAGUGCGUGAAAGUUCCUCCUCGUGGUCUCAGAUGCCCAUCUCCGCCUCUCUUCCUGUGAUGACAUCACGAGACUCUACACCUCUUCUUUGCCCUCUGUCUAGAAGUGUGCCUGCAGUCACAGAAAGGCUUUGCGGUAGCCCAGAAGCAGAUAGUGACGCUCCCCCAUGGCAGAACAAUAUUCAACCAGAGGAGCUCCUCCAAACAUUGGAGUCCUCAACAUCCACUGAUUCUUCUCUUAUUGAAGACUCUGUAGAUUCCCCACUACAGAAUGAGCUGGUAAUGAAUGCUGUGGAUUUGGAGGCGGAGUCAUGGAGUCUAGCGGUAGAGCCCCAGUUCUGUAAGAUGCAAGAAAAGCGCAUCGUCAAGAGACAGGAUGUCAUUUACGAGUUCAUGCAGACCGAGCUCCAUCACGUACAGACGCUGGUGAUAAUGGCGGAGGUCUUCAGGCGGGGAAUGCGGGAAGAAGUCGGACUGGAUGCGGACACUAUUGAUCGGAUUUUCCCUUGCUUAGAUGAGCUGCUUCUCCUCCACCGUGACUUCCUUUCAGCGAUGAAGGAACGGCGGCAAAGCUGCAUUCAGCCCAACAGCCGCAAGAACUACCUCAUCCACCAUGUGGGUGACAUCUUUCUGCAACAGUUCUCCCAGGAAAAUGCAGAGAAGAUGAAGCAGGUGUAUGGCGAGUUUUGCAGUCACCACACAGAAGCGGUCAGCUACUUCAAAGAGCUUCAGCAGCAGAAUAAGAGAUUUCAGCUCUUCAUCAGACAACAGAGUAGCAACUCCUUGGUAAAAAGACGAGAAAUCCCAGAAUGCAUCUUGCUAGUGACGCAGAGAAUUACAAAGUAUCCCGUCCUCCUGGAAAGAAUCCUGCAAUAUACAGAGGAGGGCACAGAAGAGCAUGCUGACCUCUCCUGUGCACUAGUCCUGAUCCGAGAGCUGAUCUCCGCUGUGGACCAGUGCGUGAGUCAGUGCGAGCAGAACCAGAAGCUGAGUGAGGUCCUGGGCCGCAUGGAGAACAAAUGCUCGACUAAACUGAAGAGUGGAAACCCCUUCCGCAAGCAGGACAUCACCAGUGGCAGAGCUCUGCUGCACCAGGGCCCGCUGCUCUGGAAGACAGCCACAGGAAGACUGAAAGAUGUUCUGGCGUUUUUGCUGUCUGAUUCAUUGGUGUUCCUUCAGGAGAAAGAUCAGAAAUACAUCUUUGCUGCUGUGGACCAGAAGCCUCCGGUGAUCUCUCUGCAGAAGCUGAUUGUGCGUGAGGUGGCCAAUGAGGAGAGAGGCAUGUUUCUGAUCAGCGCGUCUUCAGCUGGUCCUGAGAUGUAUGAGGUGCACGCUGCUUCUAAAGAUGAACGAAAUGCCUGGAUGAGACUCAUCAGAGAGGCUGUGGAGAGUUGCCCUGAAGAGGAGGAUAAAACUACAAGUGAGUCAGAAGAGGAAAGGAGAGUCACAGAGGCAAAGGUCCAAAAGAUCCACAGGCUAAAAGAGUCUUUGUGUGGCCACGAUCACCUCAUCUGUGCAAAUCUGGGGGAGAAGCUACACAUCUAUCAUAUCAUGGCAGGAGAAAGUGAGACAGGACCAGAGCCCAGACUGCUGGUCCGGCCCAGCACUGAAGACAUCCCUCAGGCUGGAGUACUGCUCAGCGCUGCUCUUAUAGAGGUGGAGAACCUGAAAGCAGCUCUCUCCUCUCACUGUGCUUCAACUGCUGCCAUCCUGUCUUGUCCAGAAGAACAGACCCAACCCGAGGCUUGCUCUCCCUCCUCCCCUCUGUCCCUUGAGCACCAGAGCCCACUGAUGGACCCCCUCCAGAGAGAGGAUGGAGACUGGAGAGGAGAGCAAUGUUUGGAAACACAGGCCUUUAAUCACAGCUCAGAUGCUGAUCACAAUAUUCACCUAAAGGUGAGUCAGAGUGUGCAGAGCUUGACUCAGCUGCUGUAUAGUCUACAGGCCGCAGUCACCAUCCAAGACAGUUGCUAUGAAGUCCAGAGGCUCCUCCUCUUCCUGUUAGCAAGCCCCUCCCCUCACCAACACUCCCGCCCACUGCCCAUCACUCGCAGCAACCAGACCCUGCAGGAGCAGGAGCGUCAGCGGGAGGUGGAGCGCCGGCGAGAGGAGCUGGCGGAUGUGGCCCGUCUACGGGGCGCCCUGGUACGAGAGCGGCAGCAGUGGGAACGGGAGAGCCAGGUGAGGCAGCUUCAGCAGUCAGACCUGGAGGCAUCACUGGAGCAGAGGGAGGUGGUGUGCCACCUAGAGGAGCGGAGACUGCAGAGUGAGCAGCAGGAGCUCCAAGAGCAGCUGCAGGAGUACCAGCAAAGCCUGGAGAGGCUGCAAGAAGGCCAGAGAAGUGUGGAAAAGGAGAAGGAGAAGCUGGAUGCCCAGCGGAGGCUGCUGGACAGUUUGAGGCAGGGCUACCAGCAGAACCUGCCAGCUAUGGUGAUACCACUGGAUGGACAGCAGACACAGGACGCUGGUCACCAUCGCCUGGGUGGUCAGGAUGAGCAUGGAUCCAUUUUUGUGAACGAGGCAGCGUUUAUGUCUCCCUCUCUGAACAACAGGCACAUCCAUCUUCAACAUCAUCAUCAGACUGUUCACCUUCACUCAGGAUCUAUAGGAUACUCAGAUUCUCCCAGUGCUCAGAACAGUCUCAAUUCACUCCUGGCCCGAUCCAACCACAGACAGAGCUCUGCUGGAUUAUCUGACGGUCCUGCGGGGCUUGAGAGCUGGACUGGAGGAACAAUGUCCUUGACCCCUCAGAGAAGUCUAACAGAUAUCCCAAACAAUGACGCGGGUCAUCUCAGUCAUGUCCAAGACUCUUGGUCAGCCGGAGUAACAGGGGCAGAGCUUCAUCAAGCCGACGUCCUGCUCGUCAACCAGCCCUUUGUUAACAUAGAGACAGAGAACAGAGAUACUGAUGCGGAGGAGAAUAUUGUGUAUCUCUGAAAUGGUUGGUGUUGAAACGAAACAUUUGGACUUGGAUUUUCAAUUUGAGAUUUGGGCCGGAUCUGAUCCCACUCCUUGCUUUUGGCUUCUUUCUUUAAACUUUAAUCAAACUUUUGGCCUUCUGUGACAUUCUCCAGACUUCAUAGCACUUACUUUGGUCCGUGUGUGAGACGGGGCUCGUCUGAGGCUGGAUUUUGCUUUAUAGCCUGCAGCCUGCAAUGACAGAAUCAGGUUAGGCAGUUUCAGCACACGUUUAGUCACACACGUACAAAAGUCCCCCACCCACACAAUGUAUUAUUCAAUGUAUUUUUCUGCAACUGCCCAUGCCAGCUCACAUCAGGAUGCAAAAAUACUGACCCUUUCUUUCAGUAGUUGAAUGAUGAUUUGGUUUAUAAAAGCAUUCACUGCUUAGUAUAUGAGUCAGGGUUAUGUUAUGUAUGUGUGGGUUUUAGAGUUAGGAAUUUGAUUGUUACCUUUCAAAUUCAAUCUCUCACAUUUGGAAACUAGUUGUCCGUAUGGAGGAUAAUGUGGUGUCCUGCUUUACUCUUCUGAAACAGUUCAGAUUCAUUGGUGCUCAUGAACCAUUGCCUGUAAUGUCACAUGUGCAGUAAACGUCUAAAAAAACGUCUCAUCAGCACUGCAUCCAAAUAUAUUUCUUGAUACUUUAGGCUAAUUAAAAUGUUUCUGUAUUGGUCUAAAGGCUUUGUUCACACAUUUUGAAUGUUGUCUGUUAUAUUAUUCAUUGCUUGUGUGGGGCAACACUAUAAACACUUUUUGGUCAUACAUAGACUAUAUGUUUGCAAAUUGCAUAAUUCAAGCUUGCUGUCAUUUCAGUCACACUAAAAAAACAACAACAAAUAAAUAAAUAAAAAUCCCAAUUCAAAUUUCAAGGCAUAAUUGUUAUAAAAGAAACCAGUACAGACCAGUACUAGGUGUUAUUAUGUACUUGAUGUAAAGUGACAAGAAUACAAUGUGUAUUUGCUUUUUUUAAUGACUUUGUGUAAAAACUGCACGUGAGAACACUUGCUAUUUUUUGUUUUGUUUCUUCCAAUCCAUAGACCUUAUUUAUUGUUGAUAUUUUUAAGAAAUCAUUGUUAUGUACAGAGCAUGUUUUGUAUAAUUGUUGUAUGUAGACAGGUGUAUCAGGUGUUUUAUAUAGUAAACGUUCAUACAUCA
This is a messenger RNA of Carassius gibelio (silver crucian carp), 6559 nucleotides long. It is a transcript of the gene arhgef28a, whose product is annotated as Rho guanine nucleotide exchange factor (GEF) 28a. The transcript has 35 exons. Gene Ontology annotation, molecular function: guanyl-nucleotide exchange factor activity. The record is from RefSeq and is a predicted model, not a curated record. NCBI's taxonomy places the organism in Eukaryota, Metazoa, Chordata, Actinopteri, Cypriniformes, Cyprinidae. Gene Ontology annotation, biological process: regulation of Rho protein signal transduction. Bases 11 to 5383 code for a protein of 1790 amino acids.